AUGAAAUUCCUACAGUGGUUGGGAUCUUUAGUGCAUUUGGCCUUGUCUUCUCUGUCUCCCUUUUUGCUUGGAUCUGCUGUCAACGUAAAUCUUCCAAAUCCAAUAAGACCCCUCCAUAUAAGUUUGUCCAUGUGCUGAAGGGGGUUGAUAUUUACCCUGAGAAUCUCAACAGUAAGAAGAAGUUUGGAGCAGAUGAUAAAAAUGAAGCAAAGAACAAAUCAGCGAUGCCAAAGAAUUCUCUCCAUCUUGACCUGGAGAAGAGAGAUCUAAAUGGCAACUUCCCCAAAACAACCCCUAAAAUCCAGAGCUCUCCAGAUCCUGAAAAUUUGUCUCCUAAGCACUUUGUAGAAAGGAAGAAAGAUUCAGUAUCCCCUGAUAGUUUAAAAUCUAUCACUUCCCUAUCAUCUGAAGAUAAACAAGACAAGCUAGGAACUCUCUAUUUCUCCUUAGAGUACAACUUUGAGAAAAAGGCAUUUGUAGUGAACAUCAAAGAAGCACGUGGGUUGCCAGCAAUGGAUGAACAGUCAAUGACUUCUGAUCCCUACAUCAAAAUGACAAUCCUGCCUGAGAAAAAGCACAAGGUGAAAACCAGAGUGCUGAGAAAAACCUUAGAUCCAGCUUUCGAUGAGACCUUCACAUUUUAUGGGAUCCCCUAUAGCCAGAUUCAAGAUUUAACACUUCACUUUAUAAUCUUGAGCUUUGACAGGUUUUCCAGAGAUGAUGUCAUUGGAGAAGUCCUCAUUCCCCUCGCAGGAAUUGAAUUGUCAGAAGGAAGGCUGCUAAUGGACAGAGAGAUCAUCAAAAGAAAUGUUAGGAAAUCAUCUGGGCGUGGAGAAUUACUGGUCUCUCUCUGUUAUCAGUCUACAACAAACACACUCACUGUGGUUGUUUUAAAAGCCAGGCAUCUACCUAAAUCAGAUGUGUCAGGAUUAUCAGACCCUUAUGUCAAAGUGAACCUGUACCAUGCUAAGAAGAGAAUUUCUAAAAAGAAAACCCAUGUGAAGAAAUGCACCCCCAAUGCAGUGUUCAAUGAAUUGUUUGUCUUUGACAUUCCUUGUGAGGGCCUUGAUGAUAUCAGCAUUGAAUUUUUGGUUUUAGAUUCAGAUAGGGGGUCAAGGAAUGAAGUCAUUGGCCGGUUAACCUUGGGAUCUUCAGCAGAAGGAACAGGUGGAGAGCACUGGAAAGAAAUUUGUGAAUAUCCUAGGAGACAAAUUGCCAAAUGGCAUAUGUUGUGUGAUGGUUAGCAGCUUAGAGGGGGUUGGAACUUGAAAAACUAUAUGUAUUUCCAUAGGCAAGGAGCAGUUUUCUUUCUUUGCUAUAUAUAAUUACAGGCUUGUAACUACAAGACUUUUUUGGGGGGUGGGGGAAUAAAAACUGGAUUGAAUUAUCAGAACAGAAGGUAACUAAAUUUUCACAGUAAAUAAAGGAAUUUCUAUUUCACUAGACUUUAACAUAAUUGAAUUGGAUUCAUAGUCUUCUGAAGUUUAAAUAACCUGAAACUUCUGAAGCACUAUAAACUUCAAUAAGAACAGACUAUGUUUUAUGAAAAAGUGACUGGAAACCUUAUUAGUACUGUUAUAUAGAUAGAGAUAACCUCAUUAAAAUAUAUC
Balearica regulorum gibbericeps (East African grey crowned-crane) is the source of this 1610-nucleotide messenger RNA. The record is from RefSeq and is a predicted model, not a curated record. NCBI's taxonomy places the organism in Eukaryota, Metazoa, Chordata, Aves, Gruiformes, Gruidae.